UAUGCCUGUUCUCUUCAGCAAACUUUCCAAAUUGUUUAAUUGUAUUAGACACUAAGGUAUAUAUACAGAUACACUUGACUUUCAAGUUACUCACAAAUUUGUUAGUGCUCUUGUAAAGACGACGGGUCAUGAAAAAAUAGCGAAUAUAAAAUGGCAUCUGGAGCGAGAAUUAGAGUAGUUUUCCUCACUUUAUCGAUCUACACUGGCCUGAUAUUCUCAUCUAAGUUGAAUACCUCCUUGGAGACAAGCAUUUGCUACUCCACACCGAUAAUGCAGGAUUUAAUGUCCGCAUUGAUACCAAAAUAUUAUAAUAUUUUGUUAAAAAUAGAAGAAACGUCUUUUCAAGCAGAAGCCAACAUAUCAUUCGAGUUACUUCGUAAAUCGGAAAUAAUAUCUUUCCAUGUUAGAAACUUAGAUGUAGACUUCAAAUCGAUAAUGAUUUCGCAAAAUACCUCAGAAUCAGAGCAGCCUGACAACAUUCAUUAUUGUAAUGAGACAAGCACUAUAAUGUUCGUAUUUGAAGAUAUUGUGUGUCCCGGAUAUCAUAACAUAUCCAUGAGGUACAGCGGCUCCCUAUACAAGAAUAAAGAAUUCCUCAGGAUUAAAGAAGAAAAGGAAAAAGGCAAUAUAACCUGGUCAUACAUGAUAAUAUUUGAAGAAGACAGCGGAGAAUACAUAUUUCCAUACUGCAAGAAAGAAGUAGUUUCUAAAGCAAUCUUUAAAAUCUCCGUCGAAUAUCUGGAUAUCUAUCAGAUCUUCUCCAAUAUACCACAAGAUAGAUUUGAAUGGAUAGAACAAAACACAAUACAGAUGAUUUUUAAACCUACAUCCGUAAUACCCACCUACCCAUCUACAAUAGCUAUUAUUAAAUUGGAUGAGUUAUCUGAAUCACCGUAUAACCUAUGGUUUGGACAAGAAGGUAUUAACAAGACGGACUCAGAGGUGAAGAUCAUCACUUACGUAGCCGAUGAAUUCUUAACACAAUACACACAAACACGCUUAGAAACUUCGAUAAUUGUGACUUUCUCCGAUUUCCCGAAAAGUACAUUAGGGACCUGGCCAUUCGUACUUUUAAGCAAGAGUGAUCUCGUUUACGAUAAAAAGGUACAAUUUCCUGGUCGUACACUUGAGAUAUGGAAGACGAUAGCAUACAGGAAAGCGGAGCAAUACAUUCAAAGCAUUGUCAAUUUAGAUAAUUGGUCUUAUAUGUGGUUCAGCAAGGCACUUGCGUUAUACCUCAGUUAUAAUAUUCUUGGACAGAGUUUUAAUUCCAAGAAGAUGAUGGAGCUUUUUGUAGUGCAGGUUCAACUGCCUGCUAUGCAUAACGAUAUUACCCUCAACGUACCAUCUAUUACAGACCCAUAUGACCCAAUUUAUUCCAUUUUCGUUUACAAGAAAGCAUCCGUUUUAUUAAGAAUGUUAGAGCAUAUUGUUACAAAAGAGAUAUUUCAAAAGGCCGUUGCCGAGUAUUUACAUAUAUAUGCGCGUCGAACCAGUUCACCAAUUCAUUUCUUCAAUAUUCUGAAUCAAUUAAACGAACCUGAAGCUAUAUUAACAUACGUAAUGUCCAUCUGGCUAUCGCGAAAAUACUAUCCUAUAAUAACAGUUGUACAACAUGCCUACAACAAUACGUAUUACGUAUAUAAUGACUUUCAAGAUUCAAUCAAAUGGCCAAUCCCGAUAACUUAUAUUACAAAGAAAACUGAUCAAACCAGCCGAUAUACUAUUGUACAUUGGCUGAAUAACAAUUACACCAAAUGGAAUCCUUUUUUAGAAUUAACUUUGGACAGUGCAGAAGACUGGAUUAUAUUGAAUGUACAAUAUUCUGGUUACUACCGUGUUCGUUACGAUAAUAUAAAUUGGUUGAAAAUUGCACAUUUCUUGAAAGAAGACAACGGAAAGACUAUUCCUGUUUUAAAUCGCGUUCAACUCAUCGACGACGCGUAUCAUUUCGUAAUGAUGGAUAUGAUGGAUUACAAGUUUUAUUAUGAAUUAAUUGAUUUCUUGAGAAACGAAACUGAGUUCAUAGUAUGGCACUCGAUGAUGAAUGUGUUACAUUAUAUGUCGCCUUUCUUUAAAUUCCCAGAGAGUGAAAGUUUCAAGAACUUCAUAAUGGACAUCAUGAAUAGCGUAUUGAUGCAGAUAGGAUACGAUGAGAAAGUAAUGGAUGAUAACGCGUUGAAAGCUAUGCGAUUGAUGCUCCUCAAUUGGAUGUGUAACCACGGCAAUGACAAAUGCAGACAGUCGGCCAGCGAUAAAUUAAGAGCAUACUUUAAAGAUGCUAAAGAGUCACCAAUUUUACCGGGCUGGCAGAAUUGGGUGUAUUGCGCUGGCCUUAUGAAACCGGAUCGAGAGCUGAGGAUGCUGGCAAAGAAUAAAAUUUUACACGAGAUUGAUGAAAAUAUGGUCCAAUAUCUGAGCUGUUAUGACGACGAUGACUCGAUACAGGAAUUGUUGAUUUGGAUUAAGUCUAACCCUCCCGACAACAUGUCAUUAUUAGAUGAUGUGCAAAAAGGAGACUUGUAUCGUACGAUUGUGAAGAAGCACGCAAGAAAGUUUAAAGUAUUAGAUUUUAUCCUGGAUAAUAUAUUGCACUUAAUGCCAGACAAUACGUCUUUCUUCGAGAUAAGUCACAUUAUCAUGAGCGUGCAUUCUGAAUGCCAAUUACGAAAGAUUGAGCAAUAUAUAGACGAUAAUGUACAUUCAGACGAAAUGCUGCAAAAUGCUAAACAUAUAUUACCAAGACGAAUAUCUCAAAUAUCUAAGGAGAAAUAUAUGUUUGUGCAUCAUUUCCCCUACGAUGCUGGCCUUCAGGAAACGGAAUGCUAAUUAAUCGGAUAAGAAUAAUAUGCAUAUUAUAAUCCACAGAAAUAAAAAUGCAGAUUACGAAAUUCGUGAACU
Messenger RNA from Harpegnathos saltator (Jerdon's jumping ant), 2901 nucleotides. RefSeq names its product aminopeptidase N-like. Gene Ontology annotation, cellular component: cytoplasm; membrane. The record is from RefSeq and is a predicted model, not a curated record. Gene Ontology annotation, biological process: proteolysis; peptide catabolic process. Gene Ontology annotation, molecular function: metalloaminopeptidase activity; peptide binding; zinc ion binding. Bases 151 to 2829 code for a protein of 892 amino acids. Lineage: Eukaryota; Metazoa; Arthropoda; Insecta; Hymenoptera; Formicidae. The transcript is spliced from 12 exons.